AUGGAACCAUCAGCUUCAGCUCCGCCUAAACCGUGGGAGAAUGCAGCAUCCUCAUCUGGGCCUGCACCUUUUAAACCCCCGUCAGCAGGUAGCACGAGUGAUGUAGUUGAGUCUUCAGGGACUGCAAAACCUGGGGAAAUAGUUUCAGCUUCCAAUAACACUGCAACUGUCAAUAGGAAUGCUCUGGGGAGACCCCUUCCCACAAGGCCUUGGGAGCAGAAUUAUGGAAGUACCAGCUAUGGAGGUUAUGGUUCUACAAUGAACUACAAUUCUGGAUAUGGAUCGCAUGGUGGAGUGGGAGGGUUGUAUGGUGGAGGAAUGUAUGGCGGAGGAAUGUAUGGCGGUGGAAUGUACGGCAACAGUAUGUAUAGGGGAGGAUAUGGGGGGCUUUAUGGGUCAUCUGGGAUGUAUGGAGGGGGAAUGUAUAAUGGUGGCUUUGGUGGUCCAAUGGGUGGUUAUGGCCUGGGUGGUGGCCCUUAUGGAGCUGAAGAUCCCAAUAAUCCAUAUGGUGCUCCUUCGUCUCCUCCAGGAUUUUGGAUUUCUUUUAUACGUGUGAUGCAAGGCGUGGUUGACUUCUUUGGCAGGAUUUCAAUUCUCGUAGACCAGAACACGCAGGCUUUCCAUAUGUUCAUGAAUGCACUUCUUCAGCUUUUUGAUCGGUCUGGUGUAUUGUAUGGAGAGCUAGCUAGAUUUGUGUUGCGGUUGCUUGGAAUCAAAUCUAAGCCCAAGAACAUUAACCCUCCAGGUCCAGACGGACUUCCACUGCCAGGGCCACACAGUUCCUCUGCAAAUCAGAACUAUAUUCAGGGAUCAAAGGUUCCUCCUAGUGGUUCUUGGGACAAUGUAUGGGAAUAUGAUGCCAAUAAAUGA
Messenger RNA from Sphenostylis stenocarpa, 870 nucleotides. NCBI's taxonomy places the organism in Eukaryota, Viridiplantae, Streptophyta, Magnoliopsida, Fabales, Fabaceae. The record is from the annotation of a GenBank genome assembly.